Triticum aestivum (bread wheat) is the source of this 1544-nucleotide messenger RNA. Its product is annotated as pentatricopeptide repeat-containing protein At1g11290, chloroplastic. NCBI's taxonomy places the organism in Eukaryota, Viridiplantae, Streptophyta, Magnoliopsida, Poales, Poaceae. The coding region runs from base 233 to 583 and encodes 116 amino acids. Gene Ontology annotation, biological process: RNA modification. Gene Ontology annotation, molecular function: protein binding; RNA binding. The record is from RefSeq and is a predicted model, not a curated record. The transcript has a single exon.
AAGGGGGAAAAGAUGUUGUUCCCGGCCUCGUCGCCAUUCCCUCCCGGCGGCGGGCAGGCCGCGUCCGACCACCACACGCGCCUGAGGUCCACGGCCGCGCGUUCUGACCUGCCGGGAGCGCUCCCCGCGUACGCUGCCAUGUCUUCUUCCUCAACGUCCAUGUCCACUCCUGCCCCAUCCUCCGCACCUUCACCUCGCUUCUCAAACUCUGCUCUGCGUACGCGGUCUCGCCAUGGGCCACGCUGUCCUCCACGCCCAGCUCACGGCACAGAGACCAGCGGAGGCCGUCACGGCGAUGGCGAACACGUACGACAAGUGUCGCCGGCCUGGCGACGCGCGCAUGGUGUUCGACAAUAUGCCCGUCCCAGACCGCGUUGCCUGGAACGCGCUCGUUGUGCAGUACGUGAGGACUGGGAUCACUGUGGCGGCCAUGGCGUUGGUGGUUCAGAUGCAGGAUGAGAACGGGCAGCGGCCUGACUCCGUCAUGCUGUUCUUGCUGCCCGUCUGCGCUGACGCCCAGGAGCUUGGGGUCUGCCACGAGGUGCACGCUUUUGCUGUCAGCACCACUGAGGCUCUGGCAUAGUUCAAGACGAUGGUGUGGGAGGGCGUGGAUGUGACUGAUGUGUCUGUAUUGUCAGCAUUGCAUGCCUGUGGCGUGCUUGUGUAUCUUGAUCAGGGGAGCUAUUUGUGAGAAUUGCACUGGAGCCAAAUGUGUCAGUGAUGAACGCACAGAUCGCCAUGUACUCCCAAGUGCAAGAGGACCGACCUUGCUGCUGGCUGCAAUUCACGGAUCUCAUGCCGUAUUCUCGGCUUCACGCGGAAUGGAAGGUCGGAUGAUGCGUGGAGACUAUUCUCCAGGAUGCAGAUGUAAAUGUGAAACCUGAUUCGUUUACUCUCGCCAGUCUCAUUCUCGCCGCUGCAGACAUUCCAAACCCAUAGCAGGCAAGAUGCCUAUGAAUCCUGACAUUAGUGUUUAUGGUGCAAUCUUAGGCAGUUGCAAGUUGCACAUGAAUCUAGAAUUGACAGAAGAAUCAACAGAGAGGAUCUUUGAGCUAGUGUUAAGAAGAGGGUGUGUAUCAUGACCUCCUAGCUAACCUUUAUGAAGAUGCUUCAAUGUGGAAGGAUGUUGGAAGGAUGAGAACUGCUAUGGAGAAGAAAUGCCUCUAAAAGACUCCUGGAUGGAGUAUUGUGCAGCUCAAGAAUCAGAUCUGUGCCUUCUAUUCACGAAGCACAAAUCACUAGCAGACAAAGGAUAUUUAUGCAAGGUUUGCAACGCUAUAGAGGAAAUUAAAGUGUGAUAUGUGCAAGACACUGAUUUGAUACAUGAUGUAGAAGAUGAUGUCAAGGCGCAGUUACUCAGUAUUCACGUAAAAAGCUUGCGGUCGAAUAUCGGCUCAUUCGCACAGCCGCUAGUACAACAAUUCACAUAAGGAAGAACCUUCAUUUGCACAGCUCCUGGUACAACAAUUCAGAUAUGGAAGAACCUUCGAGUCUGUAACGACUGUCACAAUGCAUUGCAACCCAGCUAACAAUCUCAAGUGACA